UGUUUGAUCCAUCUAGCUCAGGACACGAACAAUGAUAUUUGUUGGUGUGGGUCGACUCGUCAUCCGUUCGUCUGAUCUCGUCGGGAGGGAAAGAACCUGUGGAAGAGCCGGGGUUGCCCCCCGGAUUAAGCUCCGACGGUCAAGUUAGUGUCGGUUUGUAGAGAUAGUUGAGAGAAUAAGGUAGAGAGAUGAAGUGUAGAGAGAUAAUGGAAAGUGGAAAGUGGGGAGAGAGGGCCGAAGUCCCCCUCUUUGGAGGGCUUCCAGCCC
Molecule: messenger RNA, 267 nt
Organism: Linum tenue
Lineage: Eukaryota; Viridiplantae; Streptophyta; Magnoliopsida; Malpighiales; Linaceae
Source: the annotation of a GenBank genome assembly